GAAGAAGAAAGAAAAAAAAAAAAAAAAAAACUUCACCUUCACACCCUCACUUCCCUCAAACUCCAUUUCCACCAACCUCGCCGCCAUGUUACCAGCGGCGACAUCAUGCCGGACCUCCAUGUGCAUCUCCCCCAAUCCGGAGCAACAAAACCUCCUGCUACGAAGCGCCAAACCCAAAACCACCCUCCAAAAACACCCCCUCUACGAGACCACCCACUCCAACAUCUCCUUCCAAUUCAAGGAGAAAAUCCUCUGCCUCGAGAUCAUGGGCGUCGACUCCGGCCGCGCCCUCGCCGUCAACCCCGCCCUCCACACCGCCUCCCUCCACGCCAUCCACGACAUCGUCACCUUCCUCCAGUCCAAGGGCAUCCACCUCAAGGACCUCGGCAGAAUCUUCGGCAUGUGCCCCACCGUCCUCACCUCCGACAUCAAAUCCGGUCUCGCUCCCGUCUUCCAUUUCCUCUCCCACGACCUCCGCGUCUCCGAUCUCAAUUUCAGGAGAGUCAUCAAUAAAUGCCCCAGGCUCCUCAUCUCCAGCGUCAGGGAUCAAUUGAAGCCGGCUCUGCUUUACCUCCAGCGGUUAGGGUUCACGGAUCUGCACGCGCUGGCUUAUCAGGACCCGAUCCUGCUGGUGUCGAGCGUGGAGAACACGCUGAUCCCCAAGCUGAAUUACUUCGUGAGCUUGGGAUUCUCGAAGAGCGACGCGGUGAAGAUGGUUCUGAGAUGUCCGGCGCUGUUUACCUUCAGCAUUGAGAACAAUUUCAAGCCGAAAUUGGAGUAUUUUACCGGGGAGAUGAAGGGGGAAUUGGGGGAAUUGAAGGAGUUUCCGCAGUAUUUUGCGUUUAGUUUGGAGAAUAGGAUCAAGCCGCGACAUAUGGAGGUUGUACGUAGUGGAGUGAAGGUUGGACUGCCGCUGAUGCUCAAAGCCACUGAUGAAGAAUUCAGGGAACUGUUGAUGAGGAAAUGAGAUUGUUGGGAAGACUGUUAUGUGCAUUCAUAUAUGAUUGGCCAGGCUAGUAGAAGAGGAAGGAAUAUUAUCAAUAAUAAGGUGAGCAUGCCAUUUCCUCUUCAUCUUCUUUAGAUCCAUUUAGCUUCCUGGUAUUAAUAGUAUUGCUUUCUUGAUUUAUAGCUGUAUAAUUUGCUGCUUGAUAUGAUUAAGCUUCAUACAAUUAUUAGUUUAAUCUUUCCUAUAUACUAAUACACUAUACCGCCAGUGUUGUAAUAAUUGUCAUUUUGUGACGUAUCAUUUCGUUAAUCGAGCAGUCUUCAUGAUCA
Messenger RNA from Salvia splendens (bonfire salvia), 1275 nucleotides. Its product is annotated as transcription termination factor MTEF1, chloroplastic. The transcript is spliced from 2 exons. The record is from RefSeq and is a predicted model, not a curated record. Gene Ontology annotation, molecular function: double-stranded DNA binding. The coding region runs from base 86 to 967 and encodes 293 amino acids. Gene Ontology annotation, biological process: regulation of DNA-templated transcription. NCBI's taxonomy places the organism in Eukaryota, Viridiplantae, Streptophyta, Magnoliopsida, Lamiales, Lamiaceae.